This is a messenger RNA of Penicillium digitatum Pd1, 729 nucleotides long. RefSeq names its product TMEM53 family protein. The record is from RefSeq and is a predicted model, not a curated record. Lineage: Eukaryota; Fungi; Ascomycota; Eurotiomycetes; Eurotiales; Aspergillaceae.
AUGAAUGCACCCCCGCGCGCCCUAGCCAAAUAUGUGGUCGAGUACAGGCAGAUGGUACCAUCAGCACGAAUUAUCUUCGUCAGAAGCUCAUCAAGUGACUUCAUCUGGCACCUGGGGGCCCAGGCCCGGCGAGCCCGCAUCGCCCCAGCCGUGGAAGCAAUGCGCGGUCUGGUGACCCCUGAGAAUCCAGUAUUUGUGCACUUCUUCUCGAAUGGAGGCAUGUCCAGCACGAUACACCUAUUACAAGCCUGGAUAAAUACGACAGGGGUCCCAUUACCCUUGUCGGCAAUGAUCAUAGAUAGUGCACCAGGCAGUCCGAGCCUACGAGCGGAAUUCAAGGCUUUCUCAUUUGCGCUUCCGCGGAUGUGGAUCUUGCGGCUACUUGGAAAAGGCUUCCUUUUUGUUUUAUUGGUUCUCUUCAAGUUGAUCUAUUCCUUUUCCCCGUUUCCAGAUCCCAUCUCCUUUGCCCGAGAGCUCAUCAAUGAUACCUCUUUGGUUCAAGCCGCUAACCCGGACGGGACUCUCAAUCGUUGCUAUAUCUACUCGGAUACGGAUGAAUUAGUGGACUGGCGCGAGGUGGAAUCUCAUGCGGCAGAUACCGAAACUGAGGGUUGGGUGGUGCGCCGUGAAGUGUUUAAGAACACCGCUCACGUUGGACAUAUGCGAGCGGAGUCGGAUCGGUAUUGGAGCAUUGUUAAAGACUACUUGGGAGCUUUGGUUUUGCUUUGA